Messenger RNA from Cuscuta epithymum, 4776 nucleotides. The record is from the annotation of a GenBank genome assembly. NCBI's taxonomy places the organism in Eukaryota, Viridiplantae, Streptophyta, Magnoliopsida, Solanales, Convolvulaceae.
CAAAAUCUUAUUCUCUGUAACGCCAUCCACAAACCUCUAUUUCCCUUUUUUCUCUGCACCUCCAGGUUCCUCCUAUUGAAAGCAAAGUUCCCACCUGACAAUUUUUUUAGAGUGAAUGUGGAGGGGACUUGCGGGGGAAGGAUCGGAAAACAACAACGUUUCGUGAAGACCCAGCAACCCCCCCAUGUUUUGGGUGUUUCUUGUCCAUUUCAAGCUUCGAAUUGGUCCCCAAUUCUGAACCAUGCAUAUAUAUGCCCAUAAAAAUGCGUACAUAUGCGCAUUCACAUUUUUAAGAAUUGUUAAACCUAAUUCAGGUUGGCGGGUUGAAUUUAUUGAAUUCGGGUUUUCUGAGCAUUUCUAAGAUUCUUAGGGGGUGAUUUUCCCCGAUCUUGGUGCAAAAGAUGGCUCUUUUUCGCAAGUUUUUCUACAGGAAGCCUCCUGAAGGGCUUUUGGAGAUAUCUGAAAGGGUUUUUGUCUUCGAUUGCUGCUUUACCAGUGAUGUUCUUGAAGAUGACGAGUACGCCCUCUACAUGGGUGGCAUUGUCCAUAACCUAUGCAACCAUUUUCCCGAAGCUUCGUUCAUGGUUUUCAACUUUAGAGAUGGGGAAUAUGAAAGCCAGAUAGAGGCCAUACUCGAGGACUACAACAUGACCGUGGUUAACUACCCCCACCAUUUUGAGAACUGCCCCGUACACACAAUGGAGACGAUCUAUCACUUUUUGAAGUCGAGUGAGACUUGGCUAUCUGUUGGUCCUCAAAACGUGCUUUUAUUGCAUUGUGAGUUCGGGGGGUGGCCCAUUUUGGCCUUCAUGCUGGCCGCACUAUUGAUAUUCAGGAGGCAAUACACCGGGGAACAUAAAACAUUAGAUAUUGUUUACAAGCAAGCACCGCGUGAGCUUCUUGAAUUGAUGCUACCAUUAAAUCCACUGCCUUCACAACUGAGAUACCUGCAAUAUGUGUCCAGAAGAAAUUUGGGUUCUGAAUGGCCACCCCUUGACAGGGCACUUACAUUAGAGUGCGUCAUCAUUAGACACAUUCCUGAUAUGGACGGGGAAGGAGGCUGUCGUCCUAUAUUUAGGAUAUAUGGGCAAGAUCCCUUCAUGGCUGCUGAUAGGACACCUAAGGUUCUAUUUUCUACACCCAAAACACGCAAUGUUGUCAGACAGUAUAAUCAGGCAGAUUGUGAGCUUGUUAAAAUCGACAUCCAUUGUCACGUACAGGGUGAUGUAGUGCUUGAGUGUAUCACUUUACAAGAUGAUGAAUUUGAAUGUGAAGAGAUGAUGUUCCGUGCGGUUUUCAACACUGCGUUUAUUAGAUCAAACAUUUUGAUACUUAAUCGUGAUGAAAUUGAUAUUCUCUGGGACGCGAAGGAUCAAUUUCCUAAGGACUUCAGAGCAGAGAUUCUUUUCUCGGAGAUGGAUUCUGCUUCUUGUUCCCUUGUAACACCUACCGCUUUACCUCAUAUUAUUGAAGACAAAGGAGGAGGAGGUCUUCCUAGUGAGGCGUUUUCCUCGGUUAGAGAAAUUUUCAGCAAUGUGGAUUGGUUGGAUCCUAGAACUGACCUGGCUCUAGACAUCCUUGAAAUCAGAGCAGCUAACAUUCUUCAAGAAAAGCUCGAAACUUUAUCAUCUCCCCAUCCGCCUACUAGAAGGAGUAGCGAACUCAUGAAAAGCUGCUCUUCAAGUUUGACAAACAAAAGUUCCAUUUGCCAGUCCCCACCAGCAACAAAAGAGGACUUUGAAACGAGUUUUCUUCAGUUAGCAAGAAAAAUGAAGACCGGACUUAGCGGAACUUUCCAAGAUGCUAUAGAAGGGAUGAGCAUACAGCGGAGUAGUAGUGAAAAUAAGAGAAUGGACAGUGUGGUUAGCGAUGUUGGGAAGAAGGGAGUAGUUCUGUCUGAGCCAUAUCAGGAAAGAGUCACUAAUAAGUCAAGUUCCCCUCCACCUCAGCACCAGACUACAACGUCUUCCGUUUUUGUUGAUGAUGAACAAACCCUGGCCUAUUCACAAGAUCCAAGCACAAAAAAAGGCGACGAUGCUAAGUCUCAAGCUCAAUCAGAAGUCAUUUCUUCUCAGGACAUAGCUCAGAAUGAAGUCCCCAGUAGCCGCUCUAAUGGUAAUUCCUCUCAAGCUUCGAACUCGCCUCUUGCAAGGUACCAUGCUGCAUCUACAGUUGGAAUUACAGCCCUGCUGCAUGAUCAUGCUUCUGAAUUUAAUAAUAGUAAUAAUAAUUAUAUAAAAGAAAGCAACCCCUCAGUCACAAUGUCCCCAAGAAAUGCCACUUUAGCAUCUGUUUCUAGUUUAUUAAAACCUUCAGAGACAUAUAUAAACCCCCCUGGCCCGCCUCCUCCACCAUCUACCCGUGUUGUUUCAGCCUCUCCUUCUGUACCCCCAUUAAGUUCGGGGUUAGUAGAAUCCACCCGAACUGCCAUUUCUAGACAAUCUCCACCUCCACCUCCUCCUCCCUGCCAAGGAUUAGCUCAUCCUCCACAAGCACCUCCUUCCCACCCAGGAUUAGCUUACUCCCCACCACCACCUCCCCGCCCAGGAUUAGCUCAUCCGCCACCACCUCCACCUUGCCCAAGAUUAGCUCAUCCUCCAUCACCACCACCUCCUGCUCCUUGCCCUCAACCACUCCCUUCAUCAUCACCACCGCCCCCUCCUCCUAAGUGCUCUACAAAUGCUCCACCUGUUCCACCUCCACCAAUUCCUCUGAAGAAUGGGACUAACGGGGUUGCAGCAAGUGGUGGUGGAAGUAUACCUCCGCCUCCCAUUGGAGCGGCGAAGGGGAAACUGCAACCACGCACUGGCGUUAGGAAUCAAACACAGAGCAAAAGGACACCCUUGAAACCAUACCACUGGUUGAAGUUAACAAGGGCAAUGCAAGGAAGCCUAUGGGCUGAUGCUCAGAAACCUGAAGAAGCUUCCAAAGCUCCUGAAUUUGACAUCUCUGAACUUGAGACUCUGUUCUCUGCAGCUGUUACAAAUUUAGAUCAUGGAAGUGCUGGAAAGUCAAGCCGUCGUGCCGCGGGAUCCAAAUCUGAUAAAGUGCAACUAAUUGACCUCCGAAGGGCAUAUAAUUGUGAGAUUAUGCUCACGAAAGUUAAGAUUCCUUUGUCAGAUUUAAUGAGUUCCAUUCUUGCUCUAGACGACUCAGCAUUGGAUACAGAUCAGGUUGAUAAUCUUAUCAAAUUUUGUCCAACAAAGGAUGAAAUGGAACUUCUUAAGAAUUACAAGGGAGAAAAGGAUAAACUUGGAAAAUGUGAGCAGUUUUUCUUAGAGCUGAUGAAGGUUCCCAGGGUAGAAUCUAAGCUCAGGGUCUUUUCAUUUAAAAUCCAAUUCUGUUCUCAGGUUUCUGAUUUAAGAAAAAAUUUAAAUACUGUGAACUCUACAGCUGAAGAGGUCAGGAAUUCUGUCAAGCUGAAAAGAAUUAUGCAGACAAUUCUUUCAUUGGGUAAUGCUUUGAAUCAUGGGACUGCAAGGGGUUCUGCUGUUGGAUUUCGGUUGGAUAGUCUUCUAAAGCUGACUGAUACACGUGCUCGUAACAACAAAAUGACUCUAAUGCACUAUCUGUGUAAGGUUCUUGCUCAUAAGCUACCCGAAGUAUUGGAUUUUCAUAAUGACCUUGUGAGCUUAGAGGCUGCAACGAAGAUACAACUAAAAUAUUUGGCAGAGGAAAUGCAAGCUAUCAGCAAGGGGGUGGAGAAAAUACAACAGGAACUCACUGCAUCAGAAAGUGAUGGCCUUGUGUCCGAGAGUUUCUGCACUACAUUGAAGAAAUUUCUUGGCUAUGCUGAAGGGGAAGUGAGAUCUCUGGCUACAUUGUAUUCCGUAGUGGGAAGAAAUGCUGAUGCUUUGGCCAACUAUUUUGGAGAAGAUCCUACCCGUUGCCCAUUUGAACAAGUGGUAUCAACUCUGCUCAAUUUCGUGAGGAUGUUUAAAAAAGCUCACGAGGAAAACUGCAAGCAACUUGAAUUUGAAAGGAAGAAAGCUGAAAAGGAAGCGGGAAACGAUAAUUCGAAACUGAACAGUUCAAACAAACAUUCGGGGAAUGACAAGAUGAAGACCAGUACUAAUUCCUCCAUAGGCACUACCAGCACAGAACAACAUAAAAUAGAAACAGUGUAGAGCACACAUUUUUGUUGGUUGUUUUGAGUCCAUUCUUCUUCUAGCUACUGCAAGCUAAGAUCUCAACAACUUAGAACAAACAAUCUCAUUGGGAAAAAUUUAUAUUACAAAAGGUAUGCAUUAUGGUGGGUGACUUCAAAAGAGAUCCCAGGCAAACUUGAAAAGAGAGAUUGUUUCCAAAUGCCAUCGAUCAGCACCGCUGACUGGUAUGAAGGUUGUAUGACUCCCAAGCUCCUUUGCUUGCGGGUUUGUACAAUCCCGAGGGUCAGGUUGCUUUGAUUCUAGCCAAGCACAGGACCCAAACUCAGUGGCAAAUAGUAAUAAGUUGAGUGUCCCGACCUGUAACAACCUCUGUCUGGAUUGAAUGCAUCAAGAAUGUAUUUUCCCUGCUACAGAUUUGGAAAGCGGUGUUGGCUGCCGUGCAAACGCAUUAUGGUUUCUACGGAUUCAUCAUUGUAAUUGUUUUAUCCACGUUUUGUUGAAAAUGAAAUACUCUCCUUUACAUUUCAUUUGUUCACUUUAAAGUUUAAACCGUCAAGUGUUGAAUUUGAUGCGUAAAUAAUGUCCAAGCUGGUGCCUCUCAUCUCACAAUUCAUGCAUUCUUACAUUAUCUAAAAAAUGAACAGAUUUGACCUUUGACCCCGCUGAU